Molecule: messenger RNA, 1896 nt
Organism: Rasamsonia emersonii CBS 393.64
Lineage: Eukaryota; Fungi; Ascomycota; Eurotiomycetes; Eurotiales; Trichocomaceae
Exons: 2
Coding region: 1-1896 (631 amino acids)
Molecular function (GO): nucleic acid binding
Source: RefSeq, a predicted model, not a curated record
AUGCAGCAACAGGGACAAAACACCGAGCGAUAUAGCUCAUGGCGGCCUAAUUCAUCGCACCCCAAAUUGCGAAAUCUCAAAGUCAACUUCGUGAGUGCCGGUUGUAUGCGACUGGGUGAACUUAAGGUUCCGGCACCACAGGAUGAGCAACAAGGCAUACAGCAACUGAAAAUGGAGGGGGAAGCUACUGCAAAAGACUCAAAUGACACCCCAGAACCUCCAGAUAUGCUGCCAGACAAAAAUGACCUCUUUUUCAUCGACCUAGAUGGAGAGAGGCAUACCACAUCGAUUUCUGAAACCAGAUCAAUUGUCGUGUCGCGGUCGCCAAGCGUAUCAAAUAGCAGCGAGGAUGAGGUAGUAUUCACAGGAAGAAGCAAUUACUGGAGUCGUUCUCGCCACUCUCAUGAUCGAAGCUCACAGACGUCACCCGUAUCGGCUACAGUUGUCAACACAACGUCAGAAAUUGUGACACCGAGAGAUGAACUUCACUUCACUGUAACCCAAAAGUUCCCGCGAAGGAAGACUACCUACAAGGAGCCGUCGCUAUUGACAACGCCUAUCGGAGAUGGACCAAGCGUGAAUGAAACGAUAAAGUUAAAUAAAAACCUGUCAAGGCGCAGAAGAAGGCGGCGCCGGAACGACUUGCUGGCAGACGAAGCAGAAAUAAUUUCCGAUUACAUAGCGAAUAUGGAUAAGGAUGAAGAAAGCUUAGCUGAACUAUCCACGGAAUCCCUCAUGCCCGAGGACAGUCCGGACAUAGAUCACGUCCGCGGGCUGAGGCCAGGGUCUCCCACUCCGGGUGGUCUCAGGUACCUGGAAGAUAUGCAUAUCUCAGACGACCAAUCCUCUGGAAACAUGGGGGAAGACCCCAAAUCUCUGCCAAUGAAAUGUGCUGCGUGGGAAGAUAACCAAAGUGUGGAAUUAGACGAUGAGGGUUCAGCAGGACUCGAUGCCGAGGAAUUGAGUGAUGACAGGGAUGAUAUAUCCGACGAUGCAGUGGAUUCAGAGAGUUCUGAGGGUUUAUUACCUGUCGUCCAAGAACAUCGUUUUACAGAAGGGGGACGAAGGAGCAAGAGAUCGCGAAAACAAAAUUUGACAUCGGCGCCAACGUUUGCUGAUGCACUUGAGCAAGACUCUUAUCUUGGUUUUGAUAUAAUGGACUUCGAUCGACCGAGUCUCAGGAAGAAAUCAAAGGGCAGCCAUCAUGUUUCUAAUUUCGAACCCAGCGACAGCGACUUAGAACUGCAAUUGGAAAGGGCCUGGGAAAAUGACCGAUCAAAAAAGAAAGCUAGAAAGCAACAGAGGGAGCAACUUCGCUCACAAGGAUUACUAGGAAGGAAGACAGGGAAAACAGAUUGGAAAAAGUAUGCACUAGGAAUGAGCAUGGAAGACCUGAAGGCGGAAGUGAAAGCUUUUCUACUGUCCUCCUCGGAGAGCCUACCUUUACCGCCCAUGAAUAAAAAACAUAGAAGGGUUGUGCAUGAACUUGCCAACGCCAUGUCUCUAAAGUCACAAUCCAGAGGAAAUGGUGCUGCUAGAUUCCCAGUGCUUUACAAAACGUCUCGUACCCUCAAGUUUACCGACAGAAACAUUUCCAAAGUCGAUGAAAUAUUCUCUCAACGACGAUUCAGUCGCCGCAUGGGCAUUUCCGGAGAAAACAAGGGCCCAAGCUCGUACAGCAAAGGUCGCCGUAACCGACCUAAUGCGGCUGUAUCAUAUGCGGAUGGUGAUAUUGUAGGUGCGUCUGCGCCAGAGAUCGGCGCAGACAAUAAGGGGAGAGCGAUGCUGGAGAAAAUGGGAUGGAGCAGUGGGACUGCUCUUGGAGCCUUGAAUAAUAAGGGCAUUCUACAGCCUGUGGCACAUGUUGUUAAAAAUUCCCGUGCUGGGUUAGGUUAG